Anthonomus grandis grandis is the source of this 6209-nucleotide messenger RNA. It is a transcript of the gene msps, whose product is annotated as protein mini spindles. The transcript has 28 exons. Gene Ontology annotation, biological process: mitotic spindle organization; establishment or maintenance of microtubule cytoskeleton polarity; centrosome duplication. Gene Ontology annotation, cellular component: microtubule plus-end; spindle pole; centrosome. Lineage: Eukaryota; Metazoa; Arthropoda; Insecta; Coleoptera; Curculionidae. Gene Ontology annotation, molecular function: microtubule plus end polymerase activity; microtubule plus-end binding. The coding region runs from base 186 to 6026 and encodes 1946 amino acids. The record is from RefSeq and is a predicted model, not a curated record.
CGUCAAAUUUUAAAUAUUUGACAUUUAAGGAUCGAACGUUGUUUUUUUUUUUGGUAGAAUUUAGUGGAAUCCAAGACAAAAAAAGUGGACAUUUUCCGUUCAAAUAUUUCUGUUUUUAACUGUUACACGUGCUAGGACCACUUACCAUAUAGCCUUUUAAUAGCAGAUGUAAGUUACCUGUAACAAUGGGUGACGAAAAUGAGCAAGAAUAUAAAAACUUGCCUGCAGAAGAUAAAUGCGUACACAAACUUUGGAAGGCCCGGGUAUGCGGCUAUGAAGAAGUAACGAAAUUAUUUAGACAACUAAACGACGACAAGUCUUCCGAAUACGGAAAAUAUUUAGGUCUUGUUAAGAAAUUUGUAACGGAUAGCAAUGCUAUGGGACAAGAAAAGGGUUUGGAAGCUACCCUGGCUUACGUUGAAAAUUAUGCGCAUGCCGGAAAAACAGUUUCCGAAGUUAUGAGUGGAAUUGUGACCAAAUGCAUUGCUGCUCCAAAGACUAAAACCAGAGAACUUGCUUUGCAAGUUAUUUUAAUGUAUGUGGAAAUAGAAAAAUAUGAAGCUGUUCAAGAAGAGUUGAUGAAAGGCACAGAACAGAAAAAUCCCAAAAUAGUAGCAGCAUGCAUUCAAGCUUUAACCACAUCUUUAAGAUAUUUUGGUGUGAAGAUUAUUAGCCCAAAGCUUAUGAUUAAAAGAAUUGGGGUGUUACUCUCUGAUAGGGAUAAAAAUGUUCGUGAUGAGGCCAAAUCAAUGGUUGUUGAACUCUAUAAGUGGAUGGGACCUGGCUUAAGGAACCAUUUACAAUCGGCCAAUCUACAACCUAUUCAACUGACUGAGUUAGAGACGGAAUUUUCCAAAGUUGAGGGUCAAAAGGUUUCGCCGAGUCGGUAUAUUCGAUCUCAACAAAAGAAACAAGAGACAUUAGCUGCACAAGCGCAAGAAACUAAUGAAGAGGAUGAUGAAGUAGAUGAUGACAGUGCACCACCAGAAUUAGAUCCAUACGAACUAGCAAAUCCAGUCGAUAUUCUUUCCGAAAUUCCUAAAGAUUUUUAUGAUAAUGUUGAAAGCAAGAAAUGGCAAGAUAGGAAGACAGCACUAGAGGCCAUAGAAAAUUUAACUAAGAAUCAAAAAUUGGAGAAUGGUGAUUAUGGGGAUCUAGUAAGGGCAUUGAAAAAGGUAAUACAAAAGGAUUCUAACGUGAUGUGCGUUGCUGUGGCAGGUAGAUGUGUAGCAGGUUUAGCCAACGGACUGAAAAAGAGAUUCCAAGUAUACUCAGGUGCUUUGAUUCAAACUAUCCUGGAGAAAUUUAAAGAAAAAAAACAGAAUGUUGUUACGGCAAUGAGGGAAGCUAUAGACGCCGUAUAUCUUUCUACCAACCUGGAAGCAAUUUUGGAAGAUGUACAAGAAGCCAUGAAUAACAAAAAUCCAUCAGUAAAAUCGGAAGUAUCACUUUUUCUGGCUAGAGCUUUUACAAAAACUCAACCUGUCUCAGUCAAUAAAAAACUCUUGAAAAACCUUACGGGACUCUUAAUUAAAAAUAUGAACGAGUCAGAUCCUGGUGUAAGAGAAUCCUCAGCGGAAGCCUUAGGAACUCUAAUGAAACUAGUUGGGCAAAACGCUAUCGGUCAAUUUUUAGUUGAAUUAGAAAAGGAUAAAUUAAAAAUGGAUAAAAUUAAGGAAUUUCAUGACAAGGCCACCAUAGAGGUUAAAGUGGUCGGACCUAAGAAAACGAGACCGCAAACGGCACCUGCCAAGACUUCUGCGGCUUUAAAAGAAAAUGCGCCACCUAAAGCCGUUAUUAAGAAACCAGGAGCUGCCCAACCGGCCGCCGCAAAAAAGAAACCGUCAGCCAGCAAUGUUUCUUCAGGUUCGGCCACUGUAGUGAGAUCAAAGGGCAAGGCCUCUGCUAAAGCCGCCCCAAAAAUUGAAAAAGAAUUGGAAGAUGGAGAAGUGGAAGCCAUUAUUGAGGAUCUGUUUCCCGGUAACACUGUGACGGAGCUCUCGAAUACUGUGUGGAAAACUAGAUUUGCCGCGGCAGAAGAAAUAAUGUCCAAGUUAACAACCAUGGAUGGAAAAUCAAUACCUUGUCAAGCCGUCGUUAAGACUCUUAUGAAAAAACCCGGUCUAAAAGAUACAAAUUUCCAAGUUUUAAAAGUAAAACUAGAAAUUGUAAAGUAUUUGGCCCAAACUGGUGUAUUUUCAAUAACCACAGUCGAUUGUUGCAUAAAAGACAUAUCAGAAAAGAUGGGGGACGUUAAGAAUGGUACCACAGUAGCCGAAACUUUGACGGCCAUGGCGGAAGCGACUAGUUUGGGCCACGUUUCUGCUGCAGUGCUGGACACUGCUUUUAAUCAAAAGAGCCCCAAAGUACAACAAGACUCGUUACUUUGGUUGAGUGGAGCUUUGAAAGAAUUUGGCAUCGCAGGUCUAAACGUAAAGGGCUUAAUUGAAUCGUGCAAAAACGGUUUGUCGUCAACCAAUCCCGGUGUUAGACAAGCCACCAUUUCCAUGCUCGGCACUUUAUAUCUAUAUGUAGGCGCAUCGCUUCACGUCUUUUUCGAAAACGAAAAAGCCGCUUUGAGGGAUCAGAUUAGCGCGGAAUUUGACAAAUAUGAAGGAGAAGUGGCUCCAGCUCCUACAAGAGGUGUUGUGACCAAAUCGGCAAGCUCAAACAGUUUGGACGCAGUUGAAGAUGAUUUUCAGGAACAACCAGAAACUGUUAACGUGCAGGAUUUGUUGCCAAGGGUCGAUGUCAGCAGUCAAAUAACCGAGUCUCUGCUUAACGAACUAGGAGACAAAAAUUGGAAGGAAAGAAUAGAAGCUUUAAACAAAAUUAGCACAAUAUUACAGGAGGCCAAGUUUAUUAAGUCUAAUAUAGGUGACUUACCACAGCCUUUAGCCGUACGCCUUACCGAUAGUAAUGUGAAAAUCGCUCAAACGGCUUUGAAUAUUUGUAAAUGCAUUACUAAAGCAAUGGGACCUUCUUCUAAGCAGUAUAUUAGGACUUGGUUUCCCGGUUUUGUUCAAAAUUUGGGAGAUAGCAAAGCUUGGAUGAGAACCACCGCAAUAGAGACCAUUAACGCUUUCGCCGAACAAUGCGGAUACAAAGAGUUCUUCGACGGUGAAAUGAUAAGUGACGCCUUAAAAUCAGGCUCGCCAGUAUUAAGGGCAGAACUAUGGAAUUGGUUGGCGGAAGUUUUACCAAAAAUUCCGCCAAAGUCGAUUCCAAAAGAAGAAGUGGUCGCAUGCGUGCCACAUCUUUACACGAACUUGGAGGAUCGAAAUGCCGAUGUAAGGAAAAAUGCGGGCGAAGCAGUUUUGGGAAUAAUGAUGCAUUUGGGUUACGAAUCUAUGGUUAAACAGACAGAAAAAUUAAAGCCUGGCUCCAAAACAACCGUGAUGGCGGCAUUAGACAAAGCUAGACCUAGUUUACCCGUAAAACCUUUACCAAAGAAAGCCAAUGCGGCAAUUGAAGAGAAACCCACUAAAGGGACUGGAAAAGCGGCCGCAAGUAAACAGAAUACCGCUAAACCUAAGCCAAAUAGUGCCCCUAGUAAAGCAGGUGCACCUACCAGUGCAAGAAAGAAAGACGAGGACGUAGAUACUUCGCCACUUUUAGUGGUAAACAAUUUGAAACAUCAAAGGACUAUCGAUGAAUCCAAAUUGAAAGUUUUAAAAUGGAAUUUCACUCAGCCCAGAGAAGAAUUCGUUGAUUUGCUUAAGGAUCAGAUGAGCGCCGCUAACGUUAAUAAGACACUUAUGGCGAACAUGUUUCAUUCUGACUUCAGGUAUCACAUUAAGGCAAUAGAAUCAUUAAUGGACGACCUACCAGACCAUAGCGAGGCACUUAUUUCAAAUUUAGAUCUGAUCCUUAAAUGGUUGACCCUUAGAUUUUUCGACACCAACCCCUCAGUAUUACUAAAAGGCCUUGAAUAUCUAAACUUAGUUUACAAUAUGCUAAUAGAAAGACAGUAUCGUAUGCUGGAAAAUGAGGGCUCAUGCUUUAUUCCGUAUUUAGUUUUAAAGAUUGGCGAUCCGAAAGAUUCAGUAAGAAAUGGCGUAAGAUCUCUCCUGAAACAAAUUAUCGGCGUUUUUUCGGUUAGUCGAUUAUCCGUUUACGUAAUGGAGGGAGUCAAGUCGAAAAAUGCCCGACAAAGAGCAGAGUGCCUGGAAGUUAUGGGUUCAAUGAUUGAGGACUACAGUAUAACCGUAUGCCAGCCCACACCGGCCGCCUGUUUAAAGGAAAUCGCAAAACAGAUUUCCGAUCGUGAUAAUUCGGUUCGGAAUGCCGCUCUAAAUUGCAUGGUACAAGCUUUUAAUAUUCUUGGCGAGAAAUUGUAUAAGAUGGUAGGAAAUAUUUCUGAUAAAGACAUGUCGUUACUAGAAGAACGAAUUAAGCGAGCCAGUCGCAAGUCGGUCGUCCCUAAAGCCGCUCAAGCUAUAAAUGUAACAGUAGCUGAAGUCCCUCCAUUUUCGAGAAACGGUUCCGCACAUAACGAAACUAUUGUGAAACAGGAUGAACCGGAAGUGGAGGAGGAUGAACCUAUGCCAGUACCUGCGUUACCGCCUGCCGUUGCCCCCGAGCCAGCGAAAAAAGAAAUUCAAGGUCCAUUCAAGUUAGAAACCGAAUUUAUGAACGAUUUGGAUAAAAUAUCGCCGUACUUCAAGAUGAUCCCGUUGCAGAAAAUCGAUGACGAUUUCUUAAAAGAUGAGGUCAAAAUGCCUUCCUUUUUCGACAACAAAGUUAAGAUUAUGCCAUUAUCUCCACCAAAGCCAGUACUUGCUAAUAAAUACAACGUUAAUAAUACUAGUGACAACGAUCCAGAUGUGCAAAAAGCUAUACGACUAAUAGGAACUCAAAACUUGGCAAUGGGUCUACAAGGGCUGGUACAUUUUAUGGAUAUUGUAAACAGUCCAGUAAAAGUUCAGGCCCUUCAACAACAAGAAGAGGAAUUCUUUGAAGCCGUCAUAUCCUUAUUAAAAUACCUGUAUGUCUUAGACCCGGCCAGCGAGACAUCGGUCAUCAAGAUAUACAGAGAUUUAUUACGGGCUAUAGCGGCUUUUUAUGAAAAACCGCAACUUGGGAAGACAAUUUCAAUUAACAGUAUUAAACAAAUGAUAAAUCAGUUAAUUUUACUUCUCGUGCAACAAAAACUAGACAAAUAUGGUGAUUUCUUUGUUAAGCUGAUAAACCUUACUUGUGUUAAGAUUAUCGAACAAUGUGAUCAUACUGCAGUCUUAUGUGCUCUAAUUCAGUUAAUGACAGAAUGUGUUGACAAUCAAAGUUGUCCGGAGAGACAACUCGAUUUGGUGAUGAAAUGCCUGUGGAAAGUAAUAAAACUAAUGCCAAGUUGGGGCGACGAAGUCGAUUACGAGCAAGUUUUUCUGAACGUACAUCAAUUCCUGGUUCAAUAUCCUUCAAAAUGGUGGGCGUCCCGGCCAGUUGACACUCCGAUGCGCACCAUCAAGACUAUUUUACACACCGCGGCUAAGAUUAAAGGCGCUGGCGCAAUGCAGCUACUGAAUAAAAUCCCCAAUCCGGCGGAAUCUGAUAUUGAGUCGUAUAUUUUAAGGUUAUUAAAGAGUUUAAAAAUUGCCCAAGCUCAAGACGUAACCCAGCAGUCCCACCGGACAGCUUCUCUGACCCGAUCCAACCACACUAUGCUGACCGAAAUUUUCCAGAAAAUCGGCAGCAAGGAGGCCACAAAAGAGGGCUUAAACUUACUAUACGAUUUUAUGCAGCAGCAUCCGCAAGCGGAUAUUGAGCCAUUUUUGAGCAAAUCGAGUACAUUUUUCCAGCAAUAUAUUAAAAAUAGCCUAAAAGAAAUCGAAAAUGCAAGACAGUUGUCGAAGUCGGGACUUCACGAUAAUGUGAUAAAUAACAACACAGACAGUGAAGAAAUAAAUCCCGAAUACACCCCAGAAUAUUUCGAGGAAAGACUGACAAAAUGGCGCCAAAUUUGGGACGAUUUGAUGGCCGGAAAGCAAGUAGAUCACUCCCUAUGGCCUCUGCCACCCACACAAUAAUUUUUAAAUACGCCUGAAUCACAAUUUGGAAGUUACGAUAUUAAUAUAGUUUUAAUCGUCUUCGUGGUACAAUUCCUAACGCCAUCUUUAGUAUAACGUAAGUCAUUAUUAAUUAGGAGACAGUGUUAAUUAUAUGUAGAGUUGUCAGUCGUAUUCUAUCAAAUACAAAUUCACUUAUAUUUA